UCCGACCCCACCUCCACCCCCACCACCAAUCCCAGCUCCAAGCCCAGAACCUCCUCCGCUGCCACCAUGGCUUCCCCCACCUUCUCCAUCUCCACCUCAAAAACCGCCUCCGUCACCCCUGCCACCACGACCCUCACCACCGAACCCCUCUCCGCCCCCACCUCCCAGCCCCUCACCUCCUCCCAGCCCUUCACCACCCAGCCCUCCACUACCUCCCAGGCCUUCACCUCCACCGAGCCCAUCACCUCCGCCCUCGCCCCCACCCCCUAGGCCCAGCCCCCCACCUCCUAGCCCUCGACCGCCUAGCCCCCCACCUCCAAGCCCACCAAUUGACCCCUGUGUGCUCUGCCAGACGUGCCUCACCGCUCUCGAGCCCAUUGCAACCCAAGCCGCAAACAAAUCCUCACCCGAAGUAGGCGCCACUGCCACUGCAGACGCCUUCCUGAAAAUCUGCAAGGCCCAGCCGGCUUUCCCUGCGAAAGCCUGCUCUCUGGUCUCUACAGCCAUUAUGCAAGGCACCACUCAGAUCGCCGCUCGCGCGGGUCAGAUGUGCGCGCAGCUGGGCGUGUGCAGCACCGCCCUCAAGUGUUACAGCCUCACGGCCGCCAGCAUCAACACCCCUAGGACCAAUCUGACUGGCAGUCUGGACUUGUGCGCGGCUGAGGGCGUGACUGGCGGAAAGAAGGUCACCCUGCCCAGCGCCAGCACCACCGCCAGCAGCUGCCGUUCCCGCUCAGACUGCGGCAGUGGGCAGGUGUGCUACUUUGACACGAGCGCGGCUGUCAAGCCCCGUGUCUGCGGCUGUGAGGCUGGUAAUGACGUGUGCUACGAUAUCGGCACUUGUGUCAGCUAUUGCGAUCUCAACUCGACGGUUACACAGCUUGAGCGCCUGAACAGCGGUAUCUCCACCUGCACCCCGACCGACAAUGGCAGCGGCACUGGCUGUGCGGACAACGAGUUGUGCGUUCAGGUCGCCAACUGCCAGCGCUGGCAGUGCAAUGCGGCGAGCCAGUCGCUUGUGCCCGUCUCGUGUGAUGGCAAGUGCAGGCCGAAGGACCUUAAGCCCCUUUCUGCCAAGAUCUCUGAUGACGGGCAGUCGGUGGUGGUCACCCUCAACGCCUACGCCACCAAACUGUCAUCGGUACCUUGCGGCCGUAUCUUCGACGCCGCUUCUUCCGCUCUCCUGGGUGGUGCGAGUGCGGCGAUGUGCAGCACCUCCGACAACACCCUCACCGCCAAGAUGGGACCGACGGCGAAGCUCAUGCCUGGGAACUCGCUUACCUUGCUGACCUCCACCUCGGCCCUGGUGGGGCAAGUGGACUCAACUCUGGUCUUCACCGGCUCUGUGACGGUGGAUUCCUGCACCGCAUGUGUCGUCCCCAAGGUUGCUCUGGCGGGCCCCUCCGCCAUCACCACCCCGUGCACCGACAGCAGCAGCAGUAGCAGCCUGCUGCAGGCCGCGGGGGCCGUGCCGCCGUCCUUCGACGCCUCGCUCUCCUACGACCCCUCGGGCCGCACGACCUGGUCCAAUGUCCAGUGGUCCCUGGCCGACUCCUCGGGGUCUGCUGGCGGUCGUGCCACACUGCAGGCCGCCAUCGACCGCACCAACGCUGUUUCCAGCCCCAACAGCCGCCUGGUUCUGUCACUCAUGACGACCGAGGCCAAUUCGCUGCCCGAGUCGACGUACACGCUUCAGGCUACCCUAACGUCCUGGCUGGGCACGUCCGCAUCUAAAACCUUUAGCUUUGCCAAGACUGGAGAUGAUGCUCCUCCGGCUGUAAAGAUCGUGGGGCCAGCCGUCCAAACCUUCCGGCUGUCAUCCGGAAUGCGAGUUUCUGCUGCAGUUGGGCAAGUGUGCAGUGGCCGCACGCUGAGCUGGCUGUGGACCUCCCCCUCCGGCUGGUCGGCCAUUCCGGAGGCGGGAUCAUCGGCGCAGCAGCUCUAUGUGGCCGCACCCGUGGCGGCAGUACACGGACAGGACAUUGUGCUGCGUGUGAACGUAUCCUAUGCGGGAAUCAGCUCAGUGGCCGCGGGCACUGACACCGUGACGAUGACGGCUGUGGGUGCGGCGCCCUCGGCCAAGCUGUCUGGCCCCAGCGGUGACGUGGCUGACGAUACCACGCUGGUGUUCAACGCAACCACCUCAACUGACCCGGACACCACCCGCGACCUGCAGAGCCUCUCCUACACCUGGGAUUGCAAGCGUGAGGACUACCCGGCUCCCUGCUUCACGGGUGCCGACCAGGGCGACUCGACCUCCUCUCCCGGCGUGUGGCAGCUGGCCCCGGGCCUGCUGACCAGCGGCGUGCUGCACACCAUCACCGUGACGGUGUCCAAGGCAGUGUCGCAGGGCGCCUCGCCCCUCAGCGCCACCGCCUCGGUCAGCUUCAAGCCCCGGUCCACCGCCCUGCCCUUCCCCCGCGGCACCCUGUCUCGGCAGUGCAGUGCGGCAGAGUGUGCCAGCCCCCACAACACCGACAAGGACCUCACGCUCAUGCUCGUCAUGGAGUCGCAGUUUAGGGAGGCAACUGUCACCUGGUCAAGUGCUGAAAUCGACGGCAUUGCUGGCGUUAACGCCACCGCCGCGACCCUCACCGACGGCUCCCCCUCCGGCACCUACCUGCUCACCAUCCCCUCCGCCUACCUGCCCACCAACCUGGCGGCCGCAACCAUCACCGCCAAGAUGCUCCUCAACGGCCUGGACGGCUCAGCCAUGGUCACCGUGCCCCUCAACUCCGCGCCCGCCUGCACCCUCAGCGACACCGACGAUAACUCGGCCUGCCUCAGCGUCGAGCUCACCUCCAGCACCUUCCCCACCGCCGUCGCCUCCGUGCGCGCUCAGGGCUGGUCGGACGCGCAGGACACGCAACUCAGCUAUGAGUUUGGUCUGCGUGUGGCGAGGAGUGAUGGUGGCAGCGGCACGGAAGACCGAGCGCAGCAGCUGGGCGUGAUUUCCUCGGCAGCACUCGUGGGUCUGGCGCAGGGUAAUGUGACGGUGUACUGCUGCGCGAUAGACAGCCAGGGCUCGAGGACAUGUGGCUCAUCCGUGGCGGUCAUCUUGCCGCCUUCUGCAGACUUUGACGCCAUGUCGUCCCUGUCUAGCGUCGACUUGACACAGCUCUCGGAGUCCGGGGACCAGGCCAGCAUCAUCCAGGCGGCCGCCCAGAUUUCUCUGCUCACAGCCUACAUGGCUGCCUCCUCCGACACCGGCAGCAGCAGCAAGGUCGCCAGCGGUGCCAGCGCCAAGGCCUCCGACUCCGCCGUGCAGCUGGCCUCCAGCACCGCCACCACCCUCGUCACCGCCAUCCUGGGAGCUACCAACCUGGACGACGCGCAGCAGGCCUCUCUGGCUCUUUCCUCCAUCGCCACCACUGUCAGCAGCUCCGCAGGUCUGCUCAAUGACGCCGCCAAGAGCACCGUCCUGCAGGCCGCAGUCAGCAUCCUCCAGGGCGUGGUCGACGCGGGCGGCAGCGGCAGUACCAUCAGCUCUACCUUCUGCCAGCACAUCACCACACUGCUUGUUGCCUCCACACCGAGUAACAGCAGCAGUGCCACGACCGCGGCACUGCGGCUGCGACAGGAGGUGGCCUCGUCCAGCGCUGCGACCUCCCUGGAGUGGGUCAAGCAGACGCUCUCCCUCACGGCCAUGAUGGCAGACUCCCUGGGCAUGCAGGCCACACCCGGCGGCAACUACUUGACCGUGGGGGCCAGCGGAGUGUACGUCUCCGCAGCGGCGCUGUCUGUCCAAGGCAGUGGCACGUCUGCGAGCGUCACGUACACCAUCCGUGCCGGUGUGAAUGCAGCGCAGCAGCAAUACCUUACAUCCUCCGCGUCUUCCAAGGCGGCUGCCCGUCGGCGAGAUCUGCUGCAGCUGGGCGAGCCGAUGGUGGGGCAGCAGCCGCAGCAGGUCCUGCUGCAGCUGCCGGCAGAGCGACGGCGACGGGUGCUGGGGACAGCAUCCGCUACAGCGACAGCUGCAGCAGCAGCGACAGCGGGGGCUGUAGCAGCUGCUGCAACUGCAGCAGCGAGAGGGGGCGCGUCAUAUGGAUCUGUAUCACAGGAGCAGCAGCGACUCUUGCAGGUGCUGCGGGAGGAUACCGCCGCUCCGGAAAAUGGCAGCAAGCGACAUCACCGACAGCUGCUGGAGGCCACUUCCGCCCCACCACCUGCCACUCCCACCUCAUCCUCAGUGUCAAACUCCUCAGUAGCCGAGGCUCAGAUUGUCCUGUCCGGUGAUGCGGCCGUCAGUGCGAUCGGAUACAGUGUGGGUCUGUCGUACAUUACAGCUGCUGCAUCCGAGCUGCCUGCUGCCCUCGGCAGCGGGUUGCCAACCAACGUCACCCUCCGGAGCAGUCUCGUCAGCUUCACCUGGAAAGCCGCCUCCAGUGAUGCCGCUGCCUCGCCGCCCUCCCUGGACGGAAAUUCCAGCUACAUCCUGCUCCGCAUCCCAGUGACGGCCUAUGAUGUGACCAAGGUCGGCACGUGUGUGUUGUACGACAGAACGACGAACAAUUUGUACGGCAAUCUAACCGACCUCCAGCCAUCAACCUCCUCUCCAGCUACCUUCAUCAAGUACGAUGCAGCCAGCGGCUCUGUGAAUUGCCGUAUAACGACAGCAGGUGCGUACGUGGUCGCACAGGGCUCAGAAGCGGUUGCAGCACCGCCGGUAGCCGAAUCACCGCCUCCUCCUGCUGCUCCACCCGCCGGUUUGGUCGCGGAAAUUGGAGUAAUCCCAACCACCUUGCCGGACUACAGCAGCAAGAACCCCGUCGCCAGGCCUCCUCCACCGGGCGAGAGCAGUGGCAGGAAGCGGCACUACAACAAGGCCGCAGUGGCUGCGGGUACUGUUAUUGGUGGCGUCGCCUUGAUCGCGCUAAUCGCCGCUUAUUUAGUCAUACAGCGAAAGCGGGCUCUGGCGAAGGUUGCAGCAGAGCCGCCGGCAGCAGGGGGUGACUCUAGCAGCCCAACAUCGUCCUUGAGGCAGCCAGCAGCGGACAGGAGUUCAGGAAUUGUUCCUGCCGUGGAUGUGGAUACUCCUGCUGGGGCCGUGGCUACCGGCACUACUGCUAGGGCCUCCGGGGCUAUUGCUGGUGCGGGCAGUUCUUCUAUUGUUGUUCGUCCUGCUUCUGCCGGUGCUGCUGCUGGAAGUGUCGUCCUUGCUACCGCCGGUAUUGCUGCUACUGCUUCUGCUACCCUAGGUGGCUCCUCAUCGGCUGCGGGUACAGCUGCCGCGGAUGCCCCCACUCCUCAGCCGGCAGGUGGCAGCAGCAGGCCCACCACUCCCUCCCAGCAACCUCCUCUGGUAGCUUCCACAACAGCCACAGCCAAAGCAUCAGCACCGUCGCCGCGUAAUGAAGCAUCACAGAGCCCUCAGUCGCCUGCUGCAGCCUCCCCAAGUACAGUCGUCUCUCCAUUCCAGCCCGCCGCUCCCUCCCCUAGGCUGCCUCCCCUCCUGACCAUACCGCGCAAUGCAGCUGGCAACCUUUUUGUACGGCGUUCCACUGACAGUGUGUCAACCGCCGAACUAUCCCCCGGCGCUGAGCAUGCGCUGGCCUUCAUCACGCCUAACACUCCCUCGACAGCGGUGGAGGAUAUGCAAUCUCCAACAGUCGUGACAGCCAUACUACCACGCAACACGUCCGCUCGGGCGCCAGCCAGCUGUGAGGAUCAGGAGUAGCCCCCAUGUGUGGGAGUACAUCGGCUUGACAAUGAGGGGAAGUGUGGCCCAUUAGCGUAGCAUCAGUAACAAGGACUGUGCACACCGGCAGACGAGCAGCGAUGUAGUACUGUAUUCAGGCUUAUGAAGUCACAACGCAUUCGAUGGUUAGAUAACAGCACAUGUGUGAUUUUUCGAGAAUACUGGGGAUGCGGGAGGGGGCGAAGAUGAGAGCACGUGGGAAGAAGGCGAAGAUGAGAGCACGUGGGAAGGCAAUGGCUCCAUUUGGGCUCCCUGGAGUUGAGGAUACCUUGUACCUGGGGUUUGGCCAGGAGACGUUGGACUGAGCCAUCAUGCACACGCACAUUCCAGCAUGCACGCCUCAAAUGCACCCAUGUUGUUGGUUCCUGGGCCGCUACCGGCAGCCCGCUCAGGCCCGCUGCCUCCAAGCUCUUAGCGAUGUUUUUAUCUUGAACGUCAGGCGCAUAACGGGAGUGUGCAAGUCCCGAUUGUUGAUGCUGUGUUCAUUCCUUAGGGUUCUUCGUCAUGUGCGACGGGGAGACAUAUUUCGAUUACAGGCGGUAGACGACGGGUAAAGCAUACCACGGUUGCCCACUAUCCUCGAGCCCCGAAGUCAACGGGACCCUCGACUUACCAUGCUGCAUUUCCGGCUCUCGUGCGUCUCACUCGUCGGUUCUGAUUGACACAUGGUGUCGGGGACUGAAAAAAUAAUAAGAAGUAAAUCAGUACUGAUGUGGGUAGCCAAAGUUUGGUUUUCGUAAUCCGUCUCAGGGGUUACUUUAAACAUGGUUGCAUUACAGAACUUGAAAGUGUGCGGGGGUGGGUGCUUGGUUACACACAUGUACGGUACCUCGAGGGGGUUUCCUUGUCAACGUCUUACAUGGUGGCGUGGAUGUCUUCUGCCCUUGUUGUUGUUGAGAGGAAUCCUGCCCCUGCCUACAGGGAAGGAUCGAGAUGCUUCGAGCAUGCAGCUUACUGUUGGGACAAAUGGUAUCAGCUAGUGCAAAGAUGUUUCUUUCCGUGCGUGCGUGCGUUCCAGGUGCACCCUGUGCACCUGGGUGGGUUGUAUGAUUUUAGUUCGUCCCGUUGAUGUGUACAGCAUGCAUGGACGGCAGAGGCGGAGAUAUGCAUGUGUGAACUUGAGUUUCAGAGGUUCGUAGUAGGAUGUUGCGUUCCAUUCACGUACGCACGGCGGCUAUGUUGAUGUUCUUUCGCAGUAGUCAUUCAGCCUGCAACUAACCGGAGUACCAACACCCUCUUCAGGCAGGCAGCAGGUAGUAGGCAACAGCAGGUUCUGGCAUGCAUUCCUCCCAUUCAUUGGGUACUACGGUUCUUGCAGGUGUUUGUGCCAAAUGUUCGGCAGGUGUUUGCGCGUGUGUUGCGGCUUCUUAAUAAUACUUGUUAUGCAAAUUUCCCCUUCCUCCCGAUGGCAGCUCAUGUUCUGGUCUGCAUCCUAAAUGAUCAGGAACAGUGGCUAUUACAGUUUUGCAGUUUGUCGUUUGUGAUUGGCGGCGAGCGGUUGGCGUGACAAUCCUUUGCAGCGACCAUUGCAAUGACGCGUGGCGGCGUUGCGUGCGCCUGACAGCGCCCAUCGGUGCUAAUAUACUUAAGACAUCUGCUAUAUGUCCUAAAUGGAUGGUGCUAUUGCACGCGUUGAAAUUCAUCUAGCACGUACGCCUCAUCACCCAAUUGUGCGCAAUAGUUUGAGGAGUCCUGGUGGCGGUUCGGAGGUUUGUUGCGUUCGGAGGUUUGCCAAAUCCUUUAAAUAAUAAAGCUCUGCUUACGGGUUUGGGUGAAAAUGUACGUUGGAACGGCCUAAAGUUGUAAGUAGUAGUGGUACCGCUGUCACUCCUGCCUGGUGUGUAUCUGGUCCAAGUUCUCCA
Messenger RNA from Astrephomene gubernaculifera, 7560 nucleotides. Lineage: Eukaryota; Viridiplantae; Chlorophyta; Chlorophyceae; Chlamydomonadales; Astrephomenaceae. The record is from the annotation of a GenBank genome assembly.